ACACAAUCUAAGGCUUAAGAAAAGUGAGCUUCGCCCAUUCAUAGCCACUGUAACCCGCCCACCACAGCUGACCAACGCCAUAUCCACCAGCUCGCACAAACAACGAACACCUACAAUACAUUCAUCUCUCGCUUUCCUUGAAGAAAAAAGAUAAAAUUAUCGAUCUUGUUUCAACUACUUGAAAAGAGAGGUGUAAAUGGAAGCAGCUACAGCAACUUUUAUUGGAUCUUCAAUUGGGAUCUGUAGACCUGCAAAAUCUGUUGCUAGAUCGGGUUUUUUAGCUACCAUUGGGCAAGAUUUUGUGCGUUUUCCUCAUAAGCAUUAUUCUUCAGUUUCAUACUCGAAGCCAGGUCAUAGGAGAGUGGCAUAUGGAAGCAGGAGAUGUAUGGGAGUGAGAGCAUCAUUGUCAUCGUCUUCAGAUUCAUCGAGAUCAAUUGCAUCAAUUGCUCCACUUCAGCUUGAAUCUCCAGUAGGGCAGUUCUUAUCUCAGAUUUUGAUUAGUCACCCGCAUCUUGUGCCAGCAGCAGUGGAGCAGCAACUUGAGCAACUUCAAACUGAUCGUGAUGCUGAGAAACAGAAGGAAGAGCCUUCUGCCACUAGCACUGAUUUGGUAUUAUAUAGGAAAAUUGCUGAGGUGAAAGCUAAUGAGAGGAGAAAAGCUCUAGAAGAGAUUUUGUAUGCAUUGGUUGUGCAGAAGUUCAUGGAUGCCAAUGUUUCUUUGAUAUCCACCAUGGCCUCCUCUUCCACAGAUCCAUCUGGUGGAGUAGACACUCAGCCAAGCCAAGAUGAGAAGCUUGAGCGACUCCACUCUCCUGAAGCCUAUGAUAUGAUUCAGAACCAUCUAGCUCUCAUUUUGGGAAAUCGGAUGGGAGAUUCUACUGCUGUUGCUCAGAUAAACAAACUCAGGGCUGGACAGGUCUAUGCAGCUUCUGUGAUGUAUGGAUACUUCCUAAAGCGAGUUGAUCAAAGGUUUCAGCUUGAGAAGACAAUGAAAAUCCUCCCAAAUGCUGUGGAUGAGGGAGAAGCAGAUAUUCGUAAAGUUGUGUCUUCCCAUCCUGAAGCCUUUUCUGAUGGUAUCAGUCCUGGUGGAUCUGGACAUGGAUUAAAGGCUUCCCGAUUGCGGAAUUAUGUGAUGUCUUUUGAUGGGGAAACACUUCAGAGGUAUGCAACAAUAAGAUCAAAAGAGGCUGUUAGCCUUAUUGAGAAGCACACUGAGGCCUUGUUUGGAAGACCUGAGAUUGUCAUAGCACUUCAAGGGACUAUUGAUUCUUCCAAGGAUGAACUAGUCAAGAUCAGCUUUGGUGGUUUGAAAAGACUUGUUCUGGAAGCUGUAACUUUUGGUUCUUUCCUCUGGGAUGUAGAGAGCUAUGUGGAUUCAAGAUAUCACUUUGUUCUGAAUUGAAUAAUGCUCACUUACAUGCCUGCCUAAACGAAUUUGUAGUCGAGGCACUACUGACCAAACUUAAGUGCUAUGUAUGAGUGUAAAUUUGGUGAUAACUAUUAAGAAAUUUGUGCUAAUUCUUCUGUA
Messenger RNA from Populus nigra (black poplar), 1528 nucleotides. Its product is annotated as UV-B-induced protein At3g17800, chloroplastic-like. The coding region runs from base 197 to 1402 and encodes 401 amino acids. The record is from RefSeq and is a predicted model, not a curated record. NCBI's taxonomy places the organism in Eukaryota, Viridiplantae, Streptophyta, Magnoliopsida, Malpighiales, Salicaceae. The transcript is spliced from 4 exons.